Molecule: messenger RNA, 663 nt
Organism: Babjeviella inositovora NRRL Y-12698
Lineage: Eukaryota; Fungi; Ascomycota; Pichiomycetes; Serinales
Exons: 1
Coding region: 1-663 (220 amino acids)
Source: RefSeq, a predicted model, not a curated record
AUGCACUUCAACUCUUUCAUAAGCUUAACCCUCCUUUGUGGCAUUGCCUCUGCUUCUUCCGAUUUUUUCAAGCUCAAAUUCCAAAAUGGCCCUGCUAUCAAUGUAAACGCCCCAAAACACAUUAUAAUCGAAUCUGAAUCGUUAAUGUACUUAGUUUAUUCGCAGAACACGACCGGGAGAAUUUUGCAAGACGGAAAAUACCAGAUCCAAACCGAUUCGGGAUUGGAGUAUGUCACCAUCGAUGACUCCGGGGACAAAGCCGGUCUUUCACCCGCAUUUAUCGCGAUCAUCCUGGGUAACGAGACUGAAGGGUCGAAGGGGUUUUCCAUCACCAACGAAGGGUUCUUGUCCUACAACGGGAUCAGUCUCUGGGAUAUUUGCCAAAAGCAGAACGUCGGUCCAAACUUAAAUGAAUGCACUCCAGCACUGUUAGGGAUCAACCUUGUCGCAGGAAAUGUGGUGAGUGGUCAACCUAUCGGUGCGUAUGACCCCCACACAUACGAUCCCUCAAACAAUGAUACCUAUCCCUUCAACACCACUGAAACAUUAAACAUUGCUAGAACUGCUGUUGAUUCCUUGUUCACCUUGGCUACCUUAGAUGAACCUUUAAUAAUCGGCCAGGUAAAAUAUCCCACGACGCUCUUGAGCGUCACGCGUGACUAA